AUUCUUGGGAUUCCAUUUCAGUGGAGACAACUCAUUUAACCAUUACAACCGCAAUAACACCUCUCCCCUUCCCUCCCGGCUCCUACACCUCUCCUCCCUCUUCACCAUUAUCACCAACCUGCAAAAAAUCUGCAAUCCCCAUAAACCCCCCCAAAAAACUUUUCAUCACUCAAAAACCCAUAAAAAAACUUUCUUUUUGUUCUUGAUUUGCCAAUAUUUUUACGCAAAACACACAUAAAGCUUGUGACUUUACAGAUAAAAAUCAGAACUUUAUGGGUUAUCUAUCAUGUAAAGCUGAAUCUUCCAUAUCAAUUUCCAAUUCUCAGAAAACCCAUCAACCCCAUAAUGAAGAAAAGGAGAAACCCAUCAAAAUUCAGGAGUUUAACUACAGGGAUCUUGAAGCUGCCACUAAUGGUUUCUCUGACCAAAAGCUUCUUGGUAGGGGCAGCCAUGGACUUGUCUAUAAAGGAAUACUUCGCAAUGGGCGUCUUGUAGCUGUCAAGAGGUCUUCUAGAGGUGCCCCAAGAUUCAGCACAGAUAAUUGUAAUGAGGUAGAGAAUGAAAUUGAUAUUCUUUCCAAAUUGCAAAGUCCAAGAUUGGUUAAUCUUGUUGGUGUUAGCACUGAUUCUCAUGAUAGGCUUUUGGUUGUUGAGUUUAUGUCUAAUGGUACACUUUAUGAUGUUCUUCAUUCCAAUUCUCGUUCAGUUAGUUGGGGUAGAAGGAUAAAGUUGGCUUUUCAAACUGCUAAAGCUGUUGAUAUUCUCCAUUCUUUGAACCCUCCUGUAAUUCAUCGCGAUAUUAAGUCUGCUAAUGUGUUGAUAGACAGGAAUUUUCAUGCUCGUUUGGGCGAUUUUGGGUUAGCAUUAAGGUGUCAUCUUGAUGAUUUUAGGUUGAGGUCUACUCCUCCUGCCGGUACAAUGGGUUAUCUCGAUCCAUGUUAUGUGACCCCUGAUAAUUUAAGCACCAAGACUGAUGUUUUCAGUUUUGGGAUUUUAUUGUUGGAGAUUAUUAGUGGGAGGAAGGCUAUUGAUGUAGCAUAUUCGCCGCCUUCCAUUGUGGAUUGGGCGAUUCCAUUGAUUAAGAGAGGGAAGUUGUUGGCUGUAUACGAUCCGAGGAUUCCACCUCCCAAGGAUCCUUUGGUGAGAAAGCAAUUGGCAAUUGUGGCUGCUAAAUGUGUGAGGUCUUGUAGGGAGAGGCGGCCAACUAUGAAGGAGGUUGUUGAAUGUUUGAGCGGGUUGAGUAAGUUGGCACCCCUACAUUCUUGGAAUGGUUUUACCAAUCCUUGUUUGAUGGUUGAAACUGUGGGGCGACCUGUUGAGUCGAAAACCAGCCAAUUGAACUUGAGGAUAAAAGAAAGAGAUUUGGAUGGUGGAGAUGCUAGACUUGCAACACCACUCAGGAAUUCGCAGAGGGUUUACUCUGACUUGGGGUUCCGCAGCAAUUUGAUGGAUUUAAUGGCUGGAAACGAUGGGCACUCUGAAUUUAGGGGAGAUGCUGAUGGGGUUGAACCUAAGUCAAAAUCUAUCAGUAGAGCUUUGAGCUGCAGAUAUGUAAGCGGUUCAGUUGUUGGUAGAAGAAACAAUGAGUCUUUAGUUCACAGCAAUGGUAGAGGAGGCACAUCCCGUUUGAGAAGAAACAAUUCAGUUGGUGCGCAUUCAGAUAGGGAUUAAGGAGCUGAUAUGAUUGUUAGUUCAAUCGUUUCAGCUCUGGAUGCAAAUCUUUGUAGAGCAUUGUUGUAAUAUUUAGAAAGUCAUUUAGAAUCUCUUUCUGAUUUGAUGAGCAACCUUAUUCCUGCAAGUUUCUCUUGCUUUCAAAUCACAUGGAAGUAAAAUAUUUUAGGGUUAUCGAAUUCUUUAGGCUCUUAUUCUAGAGCAUUAGUAAAUUCGGCUUGAUUACUCAUGUAUGUUGCUCAAAAGCACAUUGAGUGUACUUUUAAUGAAUUGUUCAUCCUUGCUUGUGUAUUUCAAUUGUUGAAAGUAUAUGAAUAGUGACAAAUGAUUAGCUUCCA
Molecule: messenger RNA, 2008 nt
Organism: Nicotiana tabacum (common tobacco)
Lineage: Eukaryota; Viridiplantae; Streptophyta; Magnoliopsida; Solanales; Solanaceae
Product: serine/threonine-protein kinase-like protein At3g51990
Biological process (GO): protein phosphorylation
Molecular function (GO): protein kinase activity; ATP binding
Source: RefSeq, a predicted model, not a curated record